Oikopleura dioica is the source of this 2211-nucleotide messenger RNA. NCBI's taxonomy places the organism in Eukaryota, Metazoa, Chordata, Appendicularia, Copelata, Oikopleuridae. The record is from the annotation of a GenBank genome assembly.
AUGAACAGAUUCCUGACAAGGACUGCGCCGAGAGUCGCAAAACGAAGCAACUCUACUCUCCGUUAUGAUGGUCGUGUAGCCGUUGUCACCGGCGCUGGAAACGGUCUUGGUCGAGAGUAUGCUUUAGCACUUGGUGCUCGAGGAGCAACUGUCGUCGUCAACGAUUUUGGCGGCGGAAUGCACGGCGAAGGAGCUUCUAGUGUCGCUGCUGAUGAAGUCGUUGCUCAGAUCAAAGCUGCGGGAGGAAAUGCGAUGGCGAACUAUGCAAACGUCUGCAAUACGGACGAAGUUUUGGGACCAGUCCUCGAGGAGUAUGGAAAGCUGGACAUUCUGAUCAACAACGCUGGAAUCUUGAGAGAUCGAUCCUUCUUGAGAAUUUCCGAUGACGACUGGCAAGCGAUCAUGGAUGUCCAUCUUACUGCUUCUUUCAAGCUCUCCCAAAAGGCCUUCGAAGUUAUGAAGGCGCAAAAGUAUGGACGUAUCAUCAACACCUCCUCAAGCUCUGGAAUCUAUGGAAACUUUGGGCAAGCAAAUUAUGCCGCGGCCAAGAUGGGUCUUGUUGGUCUAACCAACACCCUUGCAAUCGAAGGGCGAAAAAACAACGUCCUCUGCAACGCUGUCGCUCCUCAAGCUCUUUCCCGAAUGACUGAAAACAUCUUCCCAGCUGAUCUUCACGAAAUGCUCGGACCUCAGUUUGUCGCCCCUCUCACCCUCUACCUCUGCCACGAAGACUGCGACGAAACUGGUGGCGUCUUCGAGACCGGUGGUGGUUACUCUAGCAAGCUCCGAUUCCAGAGCACCAAGGGAGCUCUUUUCGCAACAAAAGCUGCCUAUCCUACUGUCGAGGACGUUGCAGCGAAAUUCGACGAAAUCUGCAAUUUCGAUGAUGAGCCAGAGGCUGUCGAGUCAAUUCAGGAAGCUACCAUGCGUAUCAUGAAUGCCAUUUCUGACAUGCCUGACGCUCCAGAAGCCGCAGGAGAUGAUCCAGAUGCUGAUAUCCAACCAAACAAGGCAAAAGCAUGGAAAUCAGAACCAGUUGACUGGGAAUACACCAACAAAGACGUAAUUCUGUACAACCUGGGUGUCGGUGCUGGACCAAUGAAGGAUAAUUGCGAGCUGCGAUUUAUCUACGAAAAUCAUGAUGAUUUCCAGCCUCUUCCUUCUUUCGCCAUCGUCCCUGCUUUCAAAGCCCUGACUGAGCUUGGCGAAACUCCUGGACUGAAAGUCAACCUUGCCAACAUUCUCCACGGCGAACAAUACAUCAAGCUUCACAAACCCUUCGACGCUGAUGGUGCCAAACUCACUACUACCGCGUCCGUUGGGGACGUAUUGGAUAAGGGAAAGCAUCUUGUUUUCUCAACUGAUUAUGAAUCCCGCGAUGAAGAUGGAGAGCUCGUCUGUACCAAUCAAUUUGUUACUUUUGUUCGUAACCAAGGAGGUUUUGGCGGAACCAACAAUCCAGAAAAUAUUGUCGAGCCAAUCGAUGCCCCUGAUCGAGAACCCGAUCAUACUUUUGAAGAAUUCGUUCCAGAAGGACAAGCCGCUUUGUACCGAUUGAGUGGUGAUCCCAAUCCUCUUCACUUGGAUCCUGACUUUGCUCAGAUGGCUGGCUUCAAGGUCCCCAUUCUUCACGGAAUGUGCACAUACGGAUACGCGGUCAGACAUAUUCAAAAUCAAUUCCCAGACACCCCCAUCUCAGCGAUUAAGGGACGCUUUUCAUCUCCAGUUCUUCCGGGCGAUACUCUCGUCACGAAAAUGUGGAAAGAUGGCGAAAAAGUUCUUUUCGAAGUCUGGAUCAAGGAAUCUAACAAGAAAGCGAUUUCAGGCGGCUUUGUUGAAUUCGGCUUCGAAGAGUCAGAAUCAUCCUCUGGAUCAUCUGCUUCUGCCACGGCGUUGCUUACUGACAAACUUUUCGCGGAGAUGAGCGAUAAGGUUGACGCCAGCGCGGUCAACAAAGUCAAGGGCAUUUUCAAAUUUGAAAUCUUGGAUGGUGGUAAACUGGCGAAAAGCUGGGUUGUUGACUUGAAAAAUGGGGAUGGAUCAGUCUCAGAAUCCGACGGCAAGGCCGAUUGCACCAUCAUUGUUUCUGAUUCUGACUUUGCCGAUAUCGCUGCCGGAAAGCUCGAUGCUCAGAAAGCCUUCUUCGGUGGUCAGAUGAAAAUCAAAGGAAACGUCAUGCUUAGCCAAAAACUUGGAACUCUUCUGAAAUAA